Molecule: messenger RNA, 819 nt
Organism: Nerophis lumbriciformis (worm pipefish)
Lineage: Eukaryota; Metazoa; Chordata; Actinopteri; Syngnathiformes; Syngnathidae
Source: RefSeq, a predicted model, not a curated record
AUGCGGCUGGCGCAUUUGAAAUACUUUCACUCUGCUUCCAACGGCGUCAGUGCCCGCAGAGACAAGGAGGACAUGCACGACGAACUGACUCUCCUCAAAAAGAGUCUCCAUGAGCAGAAGUCUGACAACCAGAAAAUGAAAGCCAAAAUUCGCCGCCUGGAGGAAGACAACACCAAAAGAGAGAGGCAGCUGGAAGAGCUCCUGGAUCCCACCAAAAAGUCAGAAUACACUCGCAGCUUGGUGGAUCGCAGACACGAAGGAAGUGUGGUUCUGAACGGGUUGAAGCAGAGAGUACUGAAACUGGAGCAGCAGUGUCGAGAGAAGGAGAACACCAUUGGUAAACUGCAGAACGAGCUGAGGGCGACCAACUUGGAGGAGAUGAGGAUGACUUUGAAGAACUACUAUGAAGAGAUCCAAAGACUGAGGAUACUUCUUGACGCUUCAGAGAAAAGCGGUCUAGCAGACAGUAAAGUCUUCCGGAGGCAGCAGAAGGCUCUGAGUUCCACAGUUCUCCGUCUAUCUGAGAACCUCAAGCAGAUUCAGCUGGAGAACGCCGCGCUCAGACAGGAGCUCGACACCGAGAGCCCCUCUGUCGGAGUCAAAGGUUACAAAGAGUGGAGCAAAUACCGCCUCUUGAGAAGACUGCUGGAAUUGGAGAAAAAGCUGGAAGAAAGCACCAGAAGGACAAAACACUUGGACCAGGCGUCUCAGACCACACUCCCUGGUAUUCUUCACAAACUCUGUACAUCUAUGUAGGUGCCUUAUGAGACGUACAUUGGCAUGUGCGGAGAUGUUGGUAUGGUGUACACGUGUGGUGAA